Messenger RNA from Homalodisca vitripennis (glassy-winged sharpshooter), 1488 nucleotides. RefSeq lists its product as uncharacterized. The transcript is spliced from 2 exons. NCBI's taxonomy places the organism in Eukaryota, Metazoa, Arthropoda, Insecta, Hemiptera, Cicadellidae. The coding region runs from base 590 to 1084 and encodes 164 amino acids. The record is from RefSeq and is a predicted model, not a curated record.
AUGUGAUAGAUACAGUAGGCCUACUAACUAGUAUAUCCAUUAUAUACUUAAAUCAUUAGAUCCACUAUUUAUUUGGGAAGACCAUACUUAUGUACUACUUAUUAAGAACAUUGAUGGAAUGGUGCAGCAAUAACUAAGUAUAGACCCCGCCCAUUAGUGUAUUGAUUAUAAAAUUCAAUAUCUGAUAUGCAUAGUCUUGUGUGAGCAUCAUAUUUCAUCAUAUCAAGUACUCUGUGCAAAAUCAACUAGAUUGUCUACUGACACAGCUCUAGUCUAGUAAAUCAUACCAAAACAACACUUAUUAGUUAGGCUUAUUAAUAUAAAGAUAAUUGUAAAUACUAUAUUAUAAUGGUCAUUGGGUCUUAAUUUUCAAAUCCUAUUUUUUUAACAAACAAAACAGUAUGAAGGUAAGAGAGAAAAUAUAAGAAGGGACAGAGAGCACUGUAUGUUCUGUACGAGUCGUAAUAGCUUGAACUCAUUCUCAACCCUUUUAUCUGUAUUUAUCUAAUAUCUUUGAUUUUAUUUGUUGAGCUUCAAAAAAGUUAAUACUGUAACAUAAUUUCUUUUGAAAGUUUGUGUGAGUAAUAAAAUGUGUUUUUUAAACUUUCAUUACAGAAUGUCUCUGCCGAAGUAUGAUGAAUUGGCUUUCGUUUUCAUAAAGAGAGGAGGGCUUUACUGCCAACAGCCACUUUGGCCGGCAUUCAUUGUGCAUGUAAUGAGAACAAGUGAUGACUACCUGUAUAUGUACGAAGUUGAGAUGUUUGGGGAUCACAACCCACGUAGGGUAGUUGUUCCCGAAACCCAAAUAUAUCCAGCAACAAGCUACAGGAUAAAACUAUAUUCAAACAAUAAUCUACAUAGCCGCUUUCAAGUGGCAAUGAAGGAAAUGGAGUUAUUAUCCGAAAUGAUUCAAAACAGGCAAAGAGAAGUAGGUAGAGCACAAGCGAUUCCCAGGAAUCUACUUCCAGAACUGGACCAGAUAGCAAGGGAGGAUCGUCAGAGGACGAAAUGGAGAAGAUUCAUCCACGAAAUCUCAAAUGGCGUAGUAACCCUUUGCCGGAGGAUCAUAUUUGGAUGGCAAUAAACGACCAACCUGCAAAUGAGAAUGAAUGAGUCCUGUUUGUUAAAAUUCAAAUAUAAUAACCAAAAAAAGAAGGAUAGAUAGUGUUUGGAUAGUUAUCAAUGUUGACCUUCAAAGUUUAAUAAAGUCUAAUAUGUCUUCAGUUAUAAAUUAUGUAUAAAUACACUUGAUUAUGAUGAACAUUACGUUGGUUUCACAUUUACGUAUUUGUGUUCAUGAAAAUAAAUUGUUUAAACUCGAUAGUGUUUGGAUAGUUAUCAAUGUUGACCUUCAGAGUUUAAUUAAGUCUAAUAUGUCUUCACUUAUAAAUUAUGUAAAAUACACAUGAUUAUGAUGAACAUUAUGUUAGUUUCAUGUAUUACGUAUUUGUGUUAUUGAAAAUAAAUUGUUUAAACUUUGUUAAAAAA